Messenger RNA from Arxiozyma heterogenica, 486 nucleotides. RefSeq lists its product as uncharacterized. The transcript has a single exon. The record is from RefSeq and is a predicted model, not a curated record. Lineage: Eukaryota; Fungi; Ascomycota; Saccharomycetes; Saccharomycetales; Saccharomycetaceae. The coding region runs from base 1 to 486 and encodes 161 amino acids.
AUGAUUAAAUCAAAGAUAAAAAAACAUACACAUAUACACAGAAACGGAGAAGAAGGAAGACAACUAGGUGAAUCAUUUGAAAGCAGGACAAAAGAAGGGACAACAACAACGAUAACAACAGCAUACAUUUGCUUUUUUGCUAUAAACCAUUUUGCUUUGUGGAGUUCACUUACUUCUGUGUUCUUUGUAUAUAUAUUAGAUCAAUCUUUACAACACAACAACAGUAAUAAUAAUAGUGAACAAGAAAGAACAACUUAUCAAAUAUUUGGCUCAUAUAACAAAAGGCCGAAUUAUAUCCAAGGAAACCAGACGUACACAAAGUGCAUCUUUCUUUUCUUUUCUUUUUUUCCCUGUUUUUAUUCUAUUAACAGAUUCCAUCAUUUCCUCAUAUUUAUAGAAUUGGACAUAGGUGACUCAACAAUUAUACAAAAAGAAAGGGAGAAACAACUACUUAAACAAUUAAAUUUAUUACUAGAGGAUCAUUAA